AAGUACAUUCGGAACCAAUAGAAACAAUUUAAAAUAUACCAUCACAAAUGGAGUCGGCCACGAUAAACAAUGCUAUUCGAGCAUGUCACAAAGUAUCAAUAACGAUUUGAAAACAUGCGAAUUUGGUAUUCGAUAUUUUGCUUGAUCUAUAACUUGAUAGUCAAUGUACUGUGUAAUAAGAUAGCAGACCAUAGGGCCGAAGAACCAAUAUUUUCCAAAACAAUAUCGAAAUUUAUUUCUUCGCUAUCCGUCUUGGUUGAUAAGGAACAUAUGGACGAGGAAGAACUUUGGAACGACACGAUCAUAGAGAAAAUUGAAGAGAAAGUAAAAUUUCAACUUUUCAAUGAGCUAUAUCCUGAGGGGAAGUAUAUCAAUACUACUGAAGAUAUAAAAAGCAGUGAUAUCACUAAAGACCAACCAGUUAUAUUCAUAACCCAUGGAUGGUUAUCUGGAGGACGUGAAGAUAUGUGUACAACAAUAAAAGAUCGAUAUUUGAGCCUUAGAAAAGUGAAUGUCUUUAUCGUCCAUUGGGAUGUAAUUGCUUUGAGCUACCUAUAUAUGUUAGUGGUGAAGAAACUACAGCUCAUAGCAGACUAUUAUGCCGAUUUCUUGAUGAAAGUUAUUGCUUUGAACAGCUUAGAUCCACAAAAUAUUCAUUUGAUAGGACACAGUCUCGGUGCCCACUUAUCUGGACUGGUUGGAAAAAAAUUGGCAUCCAACGGAAUGAAGGUUGGAAGGAUUACAGGUUUAGAUCCGGCUCUCCCAGGUUAUCAGGAUUAUUUUGGUUUUGAGAAAUUAGCUAAAUGGGAUGCUAAAUUUGUAGAUAUCAUACAUACAUGUGGAGGUAGUUUAGGAAUGAUGGAGCCUCUUGGACAUGUAGACUUUUAUCCAAAUGGUGGGUCUUUUCCGAUGCCAGGAUGCGAAGGAUUUUGGUCACAAAAACAAUGUAGUCACAGUAGGAGCUGGCAAUAUUUCGCAGAAAGCAUAAAUCACCCUUUUGUAGCUGUUAAAUGCGUAUCCUUCGAUGCAUUUCAAACUGGAAGGUGUUCACAGGAUUACAUUGAAUUGGGAAAUAAUAUUUCAACGAAAGCUCGAGGUUCUUUCUACUUCAGUACAAGUAAUGUUUCUCCAUAUACGAUGGGAAAAAAUGGAACUCUGUAUUCAACUAAAAAAAUAGUAGAGGAAACUGCAUCAGAAUCGGCAUCUAAUGAUCUCUUUUCUUGUCAAUUAUCGUGUAAAAAGCAAUUUUUCACAAAAAAAUAUCUACAGAACCUCCCUCCCAUAAAUUUCUCCCUAGCAGACGUUUCUAAGUCUGAUGUUGAUUAUAAGCUCCACCAAAGAGAAGACAAUGUAGGAAUACCUGUAACGGAGCAAAAUAUUGCCAGUUCGAUUACUGAUGUCGAUAUUCCUACCAUCGUAUUGAUUCACGGGUGGUCCAGUUACAACAAAAAUGCAUGGUACGAAAAUUUCAUACAGAGAUAUUUUCAACUGAAACGAUGUAAUAUUAUUUGUGUAUAUUGGUCACCUGCUUCAACCAAACCUUAUUUGACUUCAUCCGCUAGUACCAAGAUGGUUGGAACUUUUGUUGCUGACUUAUUGGCUGCUUCUAUGAUCUCCACAAGCAACAUUCAUAUUAUAGGUCACUCUUUAGGAGCUCACGUGGCUGGUUUUGCCAGCAAAGUAUUGAUGAAAAAGGGAAAAGGACAGUUGAGGAGGAUAACAGCUUUUGAUCCUGCUGCACCUGCUUUCGAACAUAAAUAUGUUUCGGAUGCCUUCAGAUUAUCUUCAGGAGAUGCUGCUUUCGUUGAUGUUUAUCAUACCGAUGCAGGUUGUUUUGGAUACAUUAAACCCAUUGGUCAUGUUGACUUUUAUCCCAAUAAUGGAAGAAAUCAACCCGAUGAAAAUGAUGAAAUAUAUGCUUCGACCAGAACCAAUAGUCAUAACCGUGCAAUAAGCUAUUUUGAGGAAACCAUAAACUGUCAAGAAUUCUAUGCUUUUCCGGCUACUAUAACUGUGAAUGAAUUUGAAUAUAAGCUGGAUGUGAAUUUCCAAGGAGAAAAAGUAGUUAUCGGAGAACAUAUUCCACCUAGCACAAGAGGAGUGUUCUACUUCAAAACCAACUCCAUAUCUCCAUAUCUACUCAAAAAUAAUUGAAUCUGUUCUACAUGAAUUUAGGAAACAUUUUGAUUAUUAAUGAUGAUGUUCUGCCGAAUGAAAACACGAAACACACAAAUUAAAGUUGGUUCACAAAUGAUUGUUUUCAAUGUGAACAUUUACGGUCUGCUGAUUGGUGCAUAAUAUUAGAUACGUUUCAGAGUUCAUUGUUGUAAAACAGGAUAUUAAAAUUGGAGGGAAGAUUUAUUUAAUUAAUAAAAACCAAUGUGUAUUUGUAUUGACGUAAUGAAAUAUUGUUCAGAUUUCA
Harmonia axyridis is the source of this 2422-nucleotide messenger RNA. RefSeq lists its product as uncharacterized. Bases 115 to 2154 code for a protein of 679 amino acids. The transcript has 8 exons. Gene Ontology annotation, biological process: lipid metabolic process. NCBI's taxonomy places the organism in Eukaryota, Metazoa, Arthropoda, Insecta, Coleoptera, Coccinellidae. The record is from RefSeq and is a predicted model, not a curated record. Gene Ontology annotation, molecular function: lipase activity.